This is a messenger RNA of Aureococcus anophagefferens, 1038 nucleotides long. RefSeq lists its product as hypothetical. Lineage: Eukaryota; Pelagophyceae; Pelagomonadales; Pelagomonadaceae. The record is from RefSeq and is a predicted model, not a curated record. The coding region runs from base 1 to 1038 and encodes 345 amino acids. The transcript has 3 exons.
AUGAGAGCCGCGCGGCUCGCCCUCUGCUGCGUCGCCGCCGCGUCGGCGAAGAUCGGGCGCAUCGCGGCGCACGGCUUCGUCAAGGGCGGCCAGUACCGAUCCGCGCCCCUCGGCCGCGGCACCGAGGCGGAGCGCGCGGCCCUCGAGGCGGCGCGGGCGGCCAAGGCCGAGCUCGACGCGGAGAACCGGCUCCGGCGCGACUCGCACCGCUCCUGGGAGCGGCGCGACAACGGCACGGACCGGGCCAACGCGACGGGCGGCCGGGCCGGCGCCGCGGCCGACGCGAUCAUCCUCGAGUUCCCCAAGAGCGGCCGCACGUGGCUCUUCGGCCUGCUCACCGAGGCGGCGCGGCUCAAGGGCGGGCGGAAUUUCACGGUCCUGCGGUCGCACACCAUGGGCGUCAUCGACCACCCGUUCCUCAUGUCGCCGGACGCGCUCGCGGCCGCCAAGACGGGCCUCCUCGUGCGCGACCCCCUCGACGUAUUGGUGAGCUCGUACUUCGAGCGCGUCUACCGCGCCAAGGGGAGCAAGGCGAUCCCGCGCCACGUGCAGCUCAAGGCCUUCGUCGAGUGGACGACGGGCUCCAUUGCGACGCACGUCGCCUUCCUGAACGCGUGGGUCCCCGCGGCGCUCGCCGCGCCGGACCGCGCCGUCGUCGUCACCUACGAGGGCCUGAGCGCCUGCGCGCCGCGGCGCGCCGCCCGCGGGCGGGCCCCGCGCCGCCGCCGGGCCCACGCGACCCCUCCCCCCCCCCCCCCGGACCGCAGGCCCGCUCCACGCAAGGACCACCCGACGGACGCGAAGCACGUCGAGGAGUCGUCCAAGUUCCGCGCGGGCAAGUCGCACGGCGCGCACGAGGCCAUCACGGCCCACGUCUACGCCAAGGCGCGCCGGGCCCUCGAGGCCCUCGACCCGGUCGUCCGCGACGUCUUCCAGCGCGCGGCCGCGCCCUGCUUCGUCUUCAACGACACGGGCCCGGCGAAGCGCCAGUGGUGCCACGCGUCCGUCAUGUCCACCCAGGAGCUCGUAUGCGAUUAA